Messenger RNA from Solenopsis invicta (red fire ant), 3090 nucleotides. RefSeq lists its product as uncharacterized. The record is from RefSeq and is a predicted model, not a curated record. The transcript is spliced from 3 exons. Gene Ontology annotation, biological process: DNA integration. NCBI's taxonomy places the organism in Eukaryota, Metazoa, Arthropoda, Insecta, Hymenoptera, Formicidae. Bases 1 to 3090 code for a protein of 1029 amino acids. Gene Ontology annotation, molecular function: nucleic acid binding.
AUGUGCCGAAAUCUCUCCAAUAAAAACGAUGCGAAGGAAGCUGACGAGAAGAAGUCCAGCAAAUCAGGUUUCAGCGAGGGAGAUAGUUGUUUAGCCAAUGUUUCCUGCGACGAUAAGAUGUUUCUACCGUUAUUAAGAGUCAAGAUGCGCGGACCAAAAGAGUUGAUAACUGUUCGAGCUGUUAUUGAUACCGGUUCACACCGAUCCUAUGUGUUAGAGAAGGUGGCCAAGAACCUUGGUUACGAAACGAAAGGUGAGCGAACGAUGAUACAUCUGCUGUUCGAGGGAAUCAAGACCAGACCUCAGAAACAUAAAACCUGUCGGAUUCGUAUCGAUAAUCUGAAGGGAACAUACCAAUGCGAUUUUGUCGCCUUACAACAAGACACUAUUUGUCAGGAUACUCCACCGGAAACUAAUGGGCCUUGGGUGGAUGAACUGGAAAAGAAGAACAUACGGUUGAGUGACACCGGCGAAGGCAGCGAAUCCAUUUCUUUGUUAAUAGGAGCCGAUUUUGCAGGUAAAAUAAUCACGGGUAAAGUUAUACAAAUAGAUCCGGGGAUAACAGCAUUGGAGACAAAAUUAGGAUGGACAAUCUUAGGCUAUGAUUUCGAGGAUGGAAAUGAAACAGAUACGGCACUGAUGGUUGUCUCCAUGUACGCACAAGAAGCCGACAUAUCACAUUUAUGGAGACUCGAUACGUUGGGCAUUACUGACCCCAUAGAGAACGUUUCAAAGGAAGCACGUCAAGCUGAGAUUAAGAAGAUAUUCCUGGAAACGACGGAGAUCUCAAAAGAAGGACGUUAUGAGGUCAUGCUACCCUGGAAGGAAAGUUAUCCGCCGUUGCAAGACAAUAAAGAGGUAGCAGAAAAACGAUUGAAUCUCAUGACCAAGAAAUUGAAACAGGAGAGCUUGUUUGAAGAUUACAAUUUGAUCUUUUGCAAUUGGCUCGCUGAAGAUAUCAUUGAGAAAGUACCUGUACACGAAAGCGACAAAGAGAGUUUUUAUCUACCACACCGGCCUGUCAUUAAAGAAGAAGGAACAACAAAAAUCCGGCCGGUUUUUGACGCUUCAGCAAAAAGUAGAAAGGAUUCGCCGUCGCUCAACCAAUGCCUCGAAACAGGGCCUAACCUUAUUGAGCUCAUUCCAGCACUGCUGCACCGGUUUCGAGAACAGAAGAUAGGAGUGACAGCAGAUAUUGCAAAAGCCUUUUUGCAGAUUAGCGUCUCCCCGAAGGAUAGAGAUGUUCUGAGAUUCCUGUGGUGGGAUGCCAACGGGGAAAUAGAGAUUUAUCGACAUCGUCGGGUUGUCUUCGGCGUAACCAGCAGCCCUUUCCUUUUGGGAGCUACCUUAGAGUUACUCAUCGGAAAAGCCGUGAGUUCGGCUGCUUCGCCACAGAAAAACCAAGUGUAUGAGAAAUUAACGAAGUUUUUUUAUGUAGAUGAUUGCAUUACUAGCGUCGAUUCUUAUUCUGAUUUUGAGGUUUUUCAGAGAGAAGCCAGCUCUCUUUUAAGCAGAUCCAAGUUCCAUUUGAGAGAUUGGAAAUAUACAGGAAUGGAUUGCGAGAAACGAGCAACAGUUCUGGGGCUCAUCUGGAAUACCAAGAGUGACACUCUUUCGCUGGCAGGCUUUCCCUCGCAGCUUUUAGAGGAGAAGAUUACGAAGAGAAUCGUGUUAUCAUAUGUACAGAAGAUUUUUGAUCCUCUGGGCGUCAUUUGUCCCGUGUUGUUGAGGCCAAAAUUAUUGUUGCAACGUCUUUGGACCCGACAUACAGACUGGGACACGGAGAUCGAUCCGGAGAGCAAAGGGGAAUUUCUAGAGUGGACACGACGAUUGAAUCUCCUUCGUCUUUUAAGACGCAAGCAAGGAUGCUUAUGCGGCCGUCCUCUUUAUACGAGUGGAAACAAGCGAAGGGAUCAAAGUACACACUUAAUUGAGGCUAAGUCAAGAUUAGCGCCGAAAAGCAAGAAGACUAUUCCACGUCUCGAAUUGAUGGUUGCUUCCAUUGGAGCAAGAUUAAUGCAUUCGUUCGACAAGGCGAUGGAUUAUCAAAACGUCAAGAGAUAUUUUUGGAGUGAUUCAACCACUGCCCUAGCAUGGAUACGGCAAGCGAGACAGUGGACAGUAUUUGUUUGGAAUCGCGUCCAAGAAAUCAGAAGCCUUACAGAGGUUGUGUCAUGGAGAUAUGUACCAGGAGCUAUAAAUCCCGCGGAUCUACCUUCGCGAGGAUGCGAUGCGAGGAAACUUCUAGAUUCAAGAUGGUGGGAGGGACCCGCCUGGCUAAAGAUGCCCCCUGAAGACUGGCCUGCGAGUGAAGAAAAAAUUAAUGAAGAGGCGGUUAAUAUGGAACUGCGUAAAACAGCUGACCGACUUAAAGAACGGUCCUAUCCAAAGAAUGCUAAAAAAGGAAUCGUUAUGAUGGAUGCUGCAGAGAAAACAAAAGAAGAGGAUAUUCCUUGGUACCUGCAGAGAUUCUCGACAUAUCCUAAAAUUUUGCGUACGAUGGCCUGGAUAUUAAGAUUCAUAGGCAAUUCUCAGAGAAUGCAUGUAGUCGUCGAUCAAGAAUUGACUGCAAAAGAGAUCACUGCAGCAGAAUACCCCAUAGUAUUGGAUCCCACACAUUUAUUGACGAAAAGAAUGAUCCAUUAUACUCAUUUGAAACUUAAUCACGCAGGUAUCGACAUUGUCAUGAAUAAUUUAAGAGAGAAAUUCUGGAUCCUUCGGUAUCGUCGCACGGUACGCGCCGUUAUUUACAAAUGUACGAUCUGCCGUCGACACAGGGUGAAGAAUAUAGAGGUAUCGUCUGGACCAUUACCGGAGGACAGAGUACGAGACGCCGCAGCUUUCGAAGUCACCGGCGUCGAUUACGCAGGUCCACUUUUCUUAAAAGGUGGCUGCAAAGCUUAUAUUUGUUUAUUUACCUGCGCAGUCUAUCGUGCGGUCCACCUAGAGUUAGUUACAUCAUUGUCAACGGAGGAAUUCAUAGAGGCCUUCAGAAGAUUCAUAGCACGGCGAGGAAGGCCCUCCGUCGUCUACAGUGACAAUGGAAGAAAUUUCAUGGAACUGGCGAAUUUGCUACUGAAGAUCAACUGA